AUGCUCUCGAUUUUCGAUCUUGAUGCUCAAGGGCCGAGUCAGUCACCGGAUGAUGAUGAUGAUGUUAUUGAGGAAAAACCUGUUCCCGGAGUGUUGUGUGCCGUUUGUGGAGAUCUCGCAACGGGGAGACAUUAUGGAGCGAUUGCGUGUAAUGGGUGUAAAGGUUUCUUCCGGAGAACGAUCCGUCGUGGCUACAAGUAUUCUUGCAGAUUUCAAUCAAAUUGUAUCAUUGAAAGACAUAAUCGAGCUGUCUGCAGAUAUUGUCGAUAUACAAGAUGCAUCAAAGCUGGGAUGAGAGUCGAAGCGGUCCAACAUGAAAGAGACUCAAUUGGAAAACGACCAAAAGUCGGAGCAAUCAACAAGGGAUUACAACAACAAAUAACGAAUAAAAGACAAUCAAUUGAAGAGGGUGCAUCGAGGCAUUCAUCAUCGAGGAAUUCUUCUCCAGAAUUUGAAGUCACUGGGAAAGAUUGGGAUAAUCCAAAGUUUCUUCUCGAUUCUCUUCUUUCUUCCGAAAAUAUGAUUCAAUCAAUGAGGGAUACUGUAAUCAAACAAACGGGAAAUGCGAAAUAUUCGAAUAAAAGCGAGAAAUGCCCAGCUACUGACGACAAUACAGCCGACAUCAAUGACAUCUUUUUAUCCCUUCACACCCAACUACAUCUAGUGAUUGCUUGGGCGAGAACUCUGCCUCCAUUCGAGACUCUUUCAAAUGAGGAUCAGAAAGCUUUACUCAAGAAUUUCGCGGCUCAACACGUUGUCCUUUGUGUCGCUUAUCGAUCGGUGGAUGGAGGAGACUUUCUCAAACUGUUGAACGAUAGCUGUAUCCCGAGAAAUAAAGGAGGCCAAAAAGGCAUCACUGACCUCUAUUUCCGGGAUUGUGAACGAGUGAUGGAUCAAAUCGUUGCCCCGAUGAGGUUCAUGAAACUUGAUCCAGUUGAAUUCGUCGCCAUGAAGGCUUGUGUGCUUUUUGAUCCAGUUGCGAAAGGGUUGUCACCGGAAAGUACACAUCAUAUUCUGGCAACGAGAAGGAAGAUCUUUUCUUCACUCGAGUUCUACAUAAAGAAAAAGCAUCCAGAAGACAAGACGCGUGUCGGGGAUAUCACUUUCUUUCUACUGUCACCGUUGCAGUCAAUCGCGAAUGUUCUCUCCGAAGACGUGCUUGUCACCAAACUCUCCGGUGUGGCGAAGAUCGAUCAAUUGAUGGAGGAACUGAUUCUCUCUGAUGCUGAAGAGCAAAAAUGUAUGGAAGCACGCAGAGAUGAUAUUCGAAAUGGUCUAGCAGCAGUCUCGGGUGGAAGUCGUGGUGAUUCUCCAUCGAAUCUCCCGGAAGUCACCGAAACUGCUCACAUUCAUGCAAAUCCUUUUGCUAGAAAUCUCCCGGAUUUGUCAACAAUUCCAAGCUCCUCUCAUCCCCAUUUCGUCACUCCAAACUUCCCACCAAUGCACACUCCACAUUUCCUGCCCGAUUCUAGUCCACAACUUCACAAUCCACCG
This is a messenger RNA of Mesorhabditis belari, 1494 nucleotides long. Lineage: Eukaryota; Metazoa; Nematoda; Chromadorea; Rhabditida; Rhabditidae. The record is from the annotation of a GenBank genome assembly.